GGGCUCGAGAUUUGUCCAUGUGCGCACGGCCGGCUACGAGUAGGAGAGGCUGAUCGUCAUGCUGGCCGUCACAGCAAGUGGCAAGAAACUAAAACCGUACGUCAUCUUCAAGCGGAAGACACUACCUCGGAUCCGCGUCCCGCCCGCACCAGCAACAGCCUCUACAGAAGCAGCGACAGAGGCGGAGAUAUCAGCUACCGAAGGUGACGAAGGUCUAGAGAUGCCUGCGGCGGAGGUUCUGGCGGGCCUGGCUGCAUCACGCUGGACUGAUGACUUUGACUGGGACGACAUCACUAGUGACGACGAAGAUGCUGAGGUGUGGCAUGCAGGAGAGGACCACGAUGAGGACGAUGACAGAGACUAGCUAUUGACUUACCUGCUAGGACAUGUAGC
Molecule: messenger RNA, 393 nt
Organism: Closterium sp. NIES-67
Lineage: Eukaryota; Viridiplantae; Streptophyta; Zygnematophyceae; Desmidiales; Closteriaceae
Source: the annotation of a GenBank genome assembly